AUCUCUGACAAUGAAGCCUUUUACUGCAUAUCCUUCUGGGUUUAUCGUAUUCCUAUUUGCCUUGCUGCAGCGGAGCCAUGGACAAUGCAAAGAAGCAGCUAAAAAAUCAGAGAUGAAUUUGAGUGUCAAAUAUGAUCUUCCCAACUUUAUCGCAGAAACACCGAUUCAGAAUGUAGUUUUAUACAAGCAUCAUGUUUAUAUUGGAGCAGUCAACAAGAUUUAUGUACUAAAUGAAACUCUCCAGAACAUUUCUGUGUACAAGACUGGGCCCAUUUUGGAGAACCCUGACUGCACACCAUGCGAAGACUGCAAAGAUAAAGCCAAUUUAUCUAACAGCAUGUGGAAGGAUAAUGUCAACAUGGCACUGCUCUUAGAAACUUAUUAUGAUGAUCAGCUCAUCAGCUGUGGUAGUGUGUCUGGAGGCGUCUGCUACCGUCACAUCAUUCACCCUGACAACCCUGCUGACAUUGGAAGUGAGGUGCACUGCAUGUAUUCACCCCGGGUGGACGGAGAAGCCGAUAAUUGUCCUGACUGUGUUGUAAGCACUUUAGGAACCAAAGUUUUGGUGACCGAAAAGGACAGGUUUGUCAACUUCUUUGUUGGAAAUACUGUGACAUCUACAUUUCAGCCUCCUCAUGUGCUGCAUUCAAUAUCGGUCAGAAGGUUAAAAGAAACACAGGAUGGUUUUGAAUUUCUCACAGAUCAGUCUUAUAUAGAUAUCCUCCCUCAGUUCCGUGACUCAUAUCCCAUUAGGUAUGUCCAUGCCUUUGAAAAUGAUCACUUUGUCUAUUUUCUGACUGUCCAGAGAGAAUCUCUCGACUCCCAGGCUUUUCACACUAGAAUUAUCCGCUUCUGCACUUUAGACUCAGAGAUGCGUUCUUACAUGGAAAUGCCUCUUGAGUGUAUUUUUACUGAAAAGCGGAGGAAGAGGUCCAUCCGAAAGGAGGUAUUCAACAUUUUGCAAGCUGCCUAUGUAAGCAAGCCAGGGGCAGCUCUAGCCCACGAAAUGGGCCUUGGGUUGAACGAUGAUAUUCUCUACGGCGUUUUUGCACAAAGCAAACCAGACUCUUCUGAACCAACCAACAGAUCUGCUGUCUGUGCCGUCUCCGUGCGAACCAUCAACGAGUUCUUCAACAAGAUUGUCGACAAGCAGAACAUGAAAUGUCUCCAGCACUUUUAUGGGAAAGAGAGCAAAUACUGCUUGAACAGGGCUUUUUCAAGAAACGCUUCAUACUGCAGAGCACAAGAUGAUGAAUAUCGCUUAGAAGUUACAACUCCUUUGCAGAGGGUUGACUUGUUCAUGGGCCAGUUCAACAGCGUCCUGUUAACAUCAAUAUCUGUCUUCACCAAAGGGAACCUUACUGUUGCUAAUCUGGGAACUUCGGAGGGCCGCUUCAUGCAGAUAGUGGUUUCCCGCUCAGAACCCACAGCUCCACAUGUCAGCUUUCAGCUAGACUCCCACCCCGUCUCUCCCCAAGUUGUUGUCGAGAAUUCAUUAGCAGAUGAUGGCUAUACCCUGGUAGUGACUGGGAAAAAGAUAUCGAAGAUCCCGCUGAAGGGGCCGGGCUGCCACCACUUCAGGUCCUGCAGCCAGUGCCUGCUGGCACCUGCCUUCAUGCAGUGUGGCUGGUGCAGCCAGCAGUGCCUCCGGUCUCCCGAGUGCCCUGGCGGCACCUGGACCCAGGAGACCUGCUUGCCUAGGGUUUAUGAGAUUCUCCCAAGCAGUGCUCCCUUAGAAGGCGGGACAAAACUGACGCUGUGUGGAUGGGACUUUGGAUUCAGCAAAAAUAAUAGAUUUGAAUUUAAAAAUACAGUAGUCCAUAUUGGAGGACAAAUUUGUGCUCUGGAAGCAAAAUCAAGCAACAAAAACAAGCUGGAAUGCACGGUUCCUGCUGCAAAAAAUCCAAGUUUUAAUAUAUCCAGUAGUGUUUCUGUUGGACAUGGCAAAACACUGUUCAAUACAUUUUCAUACGUGAAUCCUGUAAUAACAAGUAUCUCUCCCACUUAUGGCCCCAAAUCUGGAGGAACAUUGCUAACUGUAGCGGGAAAAUACCUAAACAGUGGAAAAUCCAGAAGGAUUUUUAUUGGUGAGAAACCAUGCACCUUGAAAAGCAUAUCGGUGAGCACUGCGGAGUGCUACACUCCAGCACAACGAAUUCCCCAGGAGUAUCGUGUGAGGGUGGGAAUCGACGAAGCUAUUCGAGACGCAAGCGGUCAUUUCACGUACAGAGAAGACCCCGUUGUUUUAAAAAUUCAUCCGGCCAAAUCUUUUCUUAGUGGUGGAAGUACAAUCACAGCUCAGGGAAUCAACUUGAACUCAGUGUGCUUUCCUCAGAUGGUGAUCACUGUACCUAAACUGGGAAUGAACUUCUCUGUGGUGAGUCAGUCUUGCAGAAGACAAUCUGUUAUCUUGUCAUCUUUGUGUG
Messenger RNA from Pelecanus crispus (Dalmatian pelican), 2426 nucleotides. The record is from RefSeq and is a predicted model, not a curated record. Lineage: Eukaryota; Metazoa; Chordata; Aves; Pelecaniformes; Pelecanidae.